Molecule: messenger RNA, 10177 nt
Organism: Phyllostomus hastatus (greater spear-nosed bat)
Lineage: Eukaryota; Metazoa; Chordata; Mammalia; Chiroptera; Phyllostomidae
Gene: SWT1
Product: SWT1 RNA endoribonuclease homolog
Exons: 19
Coding region: 148-2823 (891 amino acids)
Cellular component (GO): nucleus
Source: RefSeq, a predicted model, not a curated record
GCAAAGCUAAACGGUCGCUCUGGAGCCUUCGAGUGGUAACGGGGUCCGAGUGCAGAACUACAUUUCCCAGCGGGCCUCGGGCUCAGGGGUCUCUUUAUCCCGGCUGGGACUCCAGAGUCGCCCCUGCCCCCGGCACUGCUUUUCAAAAUGUCCAACAAAGACUCUUGUGGAAAAACAGAGACAUCUCAGAGAAAAGACAUCACCUCAUUAUCCAACUUUGAUGAAGAAGAUAAGAAAGAUAAAAGGACCUCGGCAAGUUCUACGAGUUCAUCUUCCUCUAGAAGAUAUGGUUCAUCAGAGAAGAGAAAACUGAAAUCAGAUCAUAUAGACAUUCCGAACUGUAAUAUAAAAAGAAGACAAGAUCUGAAAAGGCCAAAUGUAGACCCUGACAUUCCAAGAAAGAGACCAAAACUCACUUCGUCAUCCCAAGGACCUGUUACACUCAAAGAAGCAUCAUAUUCUAAUGAUAAUCAAAUUAUUUCACAAAGUCAUUCUUCAGGUGGAGCUAAAAGACAUAAGAGUAAAUGUGUAGAUUUGAAAGUGAAAGAUAUUAAACCGACAAAUGUUAGGAGUAACCUUGACCAUGGAAGUAAAAACCAUAGCAGUUCUAAAAUUGCCAAAGAUGUGAAACCUGAAGCCGAAGGCCAGGCCGGUGAAAGAGCGUGGCCUCGUGUACUUGCUCAGAGGGAGAAGAUGAAGGAGCCUAGGAAAGAAAGGCACAGUAAAUAUAGAGACAGUUCUGAAAAACGUGCUGUGGAAAAAGGCAAGAGAAUUCAAUUUUCUCAGGAUUAUAAUUCCAACAAGAUAAUUAAAGAACCCUGUGACUCCAGAAGAAGGAAAGUCAGUUUCAAAAUUCCAGUAAAAUCUCACGAUCCCCAUCAGAAACUUGUAGAAGAAAAUGUUUUCCUUUCAGAUUCCAGCAAGUCAAGAACUAAGCAGAAGAAAAAAGGGCGCCUGGAAAGCUUUCAGGGUCCAUCAAAUUUGAUGAGGCACAAAAGUAAACAUUUAUUUUCAGAUUCUACUUAUAAGCAUAUGGUUCAUGAGUGGAGAGGAAAAUCUCAUCAUGAGCAUCAAGAAAGUAAUGAUUCAACUUCAAGUGAAAACCUGACCCAGAUUUUUGAAGCACGAUGCUCUUCAGUGUCAUAUGAAAUUAUUCAAGAUACAGAUGAAGAGAUGCAGAUAGUGGAAGAGCUUCACGCUGCACGUGUGGGGAAAAGUGUGGACUUGCCUGUGGUUCCCCCUCCUGGAGAGCUGUCCAGUAUGGAGAUCGACUUGGUGGAAGACGAUGUGCAUUGCUCUGCUGCAAAUACAGCUUCAGACAAACAACUUCUAAUUGUUAUUGAUACAAAUAUUCUGAUGAAUCAUCUCAAAUUUGUUAGAAUUUUGAAGACAACAGAAAUCCCAGGCUUUGACAGGCUCGUGUUAAUAAUUCCCUGGGUUGUGGUACAAGAGCUAGAUCGUAUGAAGGCAGGAAAACUACUGAAAUAUGCCCAGCACAAAGCCGUACCUGCGGUCCGUUUUAUCAAUGACAGUCUCAGAGAUCAAGAUAAAAAACUAUGGGGUCAGUCCAUACAACUUGCAUCUCAGAAACUUUAUGGAUUGAGUGAUGAGAACAAUGAUGAUCGAGUAUUAAAAUGCUGUCUUCAGUACCAGGAAUUAUUCCCUAGUUCUCUUGUUAUUCUGUGCACGGAUGAUAGAAAUUUAAGAAACAAAGGCCUAAUAAGUGGUGUGAAGUCACUCAGUAAAGAAGAAUUGAGUGCCGAGUUCUUAAGCUUGUCCCCGAGCACAGCUGUGUGUCAUCAGUCUUGUGUACCUAAGCAACAGUUGAAAGCAGAAGCAACACCUUUGGGAGAGAGUAAUCAGGAAAAAUCUACAAAUUCGGGACUACUCAUUCUACUUGAAAGCAUAGUAUCUGAUCUUGAAAAAUCUCUUGGAACAGCUUUAUCUUCAAUAUUAGAAACAGAAAUGAAAAUCGCUUUUGGAAACCUCUGGAUGGAGAUGCUGUACUUGAAACCACCAUGGACUCUAAUGCAUUUAAUACAGUGCUUUAAAAAACAUUGGUUGGCUGUAUUUGGAUUAAUUAUGGAAAAGAACUUGCUUUUAACUGUUGAGAGCUUAUAUGAAAAUCUCUGUAAAGCUAACAGUGCAGUAGAUUUUACAACAGUGAAAUUCCUGCUCCAGGAUUCUCAAAGCCUGUUACAUGCCUUCAGUACUCGGUCAAAUUAUGAUGGUGUUCUUCCACAGGCCUUUGCUCAAGUAAACACACUACUUCAAACCUUUGCAGAGGCCAAGGCAAAACUUAAUCAGAAUGCUUCAGAAAAGACAGCAGGUAAAAAACAAGAAGCUAAUUCUCCAGUGAAGUCUAACAACCAAGAAAUCACCAUUUUCUCAGGUUCUCAUCCACCCCAACCCAACAAGCAUCAAGAAAUCUGGUCUGUUUUAGAGAGCGUUUGGAUUACAAUAUAUGAGAACAGCACAGAUGUGUUUCAGAGAUUGGGCUCAAAUUCAGCUCAGACCUCCUCAAAAAUAGCAUCAUUUGAAGAAGCGUUUAUCUACCUUCAAAAGUUAAUGGUAGCUGUGAAGAAUAUUCUUGAAGGAAUUCAGAGGAUUUUGGUCCCCAACAGUAGUUAUCAAGAUGUUGAGACUCUCUAUAACGUCUUAAUCAAGUAUGAGGUAAAUGAAAGUGUCAGAUUUACUGCCCAGGAGCUUUAUGAUUGUGUUUCACAGACUGAGUAUCGACCCUUUGAAAGAGGCCGACCAUCCUCGGACCAUGUUUUGAAGAACAGCUGGUGUACAGAACACACAUGCCUCCCUUUCCGCUGACAGAAGAGACCUGCACCCAUUUCUAUUUGUGUUCUCUCUUCCAUCCUCUCGAGUGAUUUUGUGUUUAUCAUUCUCAACCUGAUCUUUAUGGUUUUGCUGCAUAUUAUUACUUAAAAAUAUGUGAAUUAAAUUGCACCUGUUUUUUAACUUAGUGGAAUCACUCUGUAUAUAUUCUUUAAACAAAUAAUUUGGUUCAUAGCAUUCAUAUGUAAUAAAAAAGGAGUCUAUAUCUGAUUUUUGUAUGCAGAGAGAGGGUAUAGGCCUAACGCUGGGCCCAGACGAACCCUGAGGAGCAAAAAGUCCAUUUACUCAACCCAUUCAGUGUUGCCCUCCAGUCUCACACCCCCUGCCCCUCCACCCCACGCUGUCUUGUAAGUCAGCAGUGAGAUUCGCCUUGUGGGGACGUGGAGCUGGGGGUGGUUUACAGUCCCGUCAUCACGUGACGUGUGUGUUCCUGUCGUCACCCCUGCGCUGUGCAGAAUCACGCAGCGAAGAUCACGGGGCUCGUGAGAACAAAUGGGUUGGGGCGUGUCACUCAAAAACCUAAUCAGGAGUGCAUUAAAAAAUCAAAAUGAUAUCACAGAUUUACACAUGUUCAAUAGUUAGGAAGUACAUAAAUGCUAUAAUAAAAUGGACACUUGACCUUGAAAAAGAGCUGGGAUUGCUCGUGGAAGUGGUCGUUGGAAGAGCUGCAGCUGGUCGGUUCAUGUGAUGUGCUGGGGGAGGGACAUCUGAAAUUGGAUGUGAGGCUGCAGCACCAGGUGUGAGUGGAUGUGGCCUACAGCCACAGGAAGCUCAGGGAGCCGGUGCAUUUCUGAGGUGUGUGCAUGAGUGUGUGUUGUAUGUCCCUAAGCAGCUUGGCUCAGCUGGGUGCAGUUUUCUCUGCUCACCUAGCAUCUCUCACUGCUGAAAUUACAUGUGAAAAAAUGUGAAACUUGUGUUAUGUGCUCAAAUUGUUCUUGAAUAUAUCAGUGUAGUUGGAACAAAUCUGUGUGUGUGGAACAGGCACUGUAGCAGAACUGUCUGUUUUUCCACUGCUGGGUAAUAUGCCCAGUCACUGGAACACAGUCACUCAGUCACUGUUUAUUUGCUGUUGGUACUGUGCAAAUACACCUGUGUUGCAACGGAAUUCUGUGUACAGGUUCAGGGACAGGGUUGACAAUCAAAGCGCUUCUGUUAAAACUCUCAAUUGAUGAAUUUAUUUGAUGAUCAAGACACUAGGAUUGAUAAUCAUACACAAAUGUUACUAAGCAGUACAGCUGUGAAAGUGCGCUCAUUAGAAUCGAAGAAGUUUUCCAAGAAAACCUGAAGCCAGUGGGCCUGCAUGAUGUUGUUCCUGGUGGCAAGAAUGAUUUUUUACUGUCAUCUGCAGACUAUCAAUUAAUCAGUUGUACUCUUAUUUAUAGAUCUUUAUAGACAGCUUAUACUUGAAGGUCGUGUACAUGAGAUCUGUGUAAAAAAUAGUGUCUCAGCCUCAGCCAUGCGUUCAGAAGCGUGGAAAGCCCACUCUAGAUAACCUGGAGGGCUGAGUCCCUUGCAGGAUGGCUCACAUGUCUAAAUUAUUUCAAGUUCAACCUACUGUUGGAAUAAUUGGGGAGGGGUUUUUGGAGGGGGGGUGGGAGGUGGAGAGGGGGUAGGGGUCAAAGUUGAAUUUUCAGAGUUAAAGCAGUUGUACCUGUUUUUGUCUCCUUUGUUUUCUUUCCACCUACAAUCCCAGGGGUUUGAACUAUGGUAUUAACAAGCCCACUCUUAUACCCAGAAAGGUGAUUUUGAAACCAAAUAUAUAAUAUCUUGAAUGAGUUGAAAAAUGGCAAUUGCUGUUCAGCAGGCUUUUGAUUCAUAGCUUUUAGAUUUGUUAACCUGCUGUUCGUUUUGGAACUGUUUGCCCCGUUCACAGUGAACGGUGUCUCCUGUGUUGGCCUCCCGUAUCGUGCCCAGCUCACGGUUUCCAGACAAGCUGCCAAGAGAGACCUUCUUUUGGUGUCAGUGGUUCAUGUCAGACGCAGGGUUAAACGCAGUACGUAGAGGGUGUUAGCGUUUUCCUGUGGUCCGGAGGUGCAGAGGAGUGGUUGAACUUUCACAUAGCUGGCCGCAUUUGGCAAUGUUAAGAAAAGCAAUUACUUAAAGUGUCUGAAUUUCCUGUUCCUUGGUUUUUGUUACACAGUGUUAGUUGUGAGGAAGGACAUAGUUCAUGUGCCCGACACCAUAUUUAUUGCAGUAGGGAUGUAAUUAAAUAGCUGAAGAACAUACAACUUCUUUAUAGGUCUGAUAAAGCAGGAAAUUAAGGUUUUACAUUGAAAGUGGCUUUGAUCAAGAGUUGAAUUCCAUGGCACUGGGGAACCUUGGUCUUCACACUAUGAACUGGUUAGUGUCCUGCCUUCCAUAGUUUGUAGACUCUCUGACGUGGCGUUUGGUCUUACUGUACACCCUGAGCAGAGGAGGGGUUGCCUCAGAGAACGCAGAUGGUAAAUUAAUGAGAUUGUCAGACAGAUACCAGACACAUAUAUCUUGUGUGAUAUCUUUUAUGUGUAUGAGAAAUAAGCUAGAAGUGUUUAAUUCACUUUGCCCUGUAAGUUCUUUGAGAGAGUGUUCUGGCAUGUUUGCGCAGCGAGUCCCUAAGGUCAUUUCUUCUACACAAAAUGCAAACUAGUUGUAACAGCAGCCUUGUAAAGUACCUGGCAUAUCCAGCUAAUAUGCUGCCUAAGAAGGUACGUGUACCAGAAGCUUUCCUUCCCUGUGGCAAGUGCUUUCAGGAGUGAGUGCUUCCUAACCCCCAGAACCAGCUCCCCAGUAACGGCUUUGAGGUUGUCUUUGAGCUGUGGUUCCUGGACCCCAGGGUCAACGUCAGUCACCUGGGGACUUGGAAGAAAUGCAGACCUUAGGGCUCUGCCCUAGACCUCCUGAAUCAUCAAGUCUGGGGGUAGAGCCCAGCAAUCUAUUUUCCAGUCCCUCCAGGCCACGCCGAAGUUUGAGAACCCCUGUGUCCAAGAAGCCUCGACUGAAAAAAAGCCUUAGAGAAGAAGAAUCUAGAACUCAGAUUUAAGACCUUUGAUGUUUCUGCUUUAAGUAGAAGAGAAUUACAUUAUUUAUGUCUCUAGGUGCAGUAAUACUUUGCAGUAAAUUUGACUUCAUUAUUUGUGAUAGAAGAUAAUGUAAAAUAAAAGUAUGUACUUUUCUUAAUUGAGGUAAAAUUUCUGUAACAAAAUUAACAACUUUAAACUGUACAGUUCAGUGGCAUCGGGAGCAUUCACUGUGCUGUGCAGGUGUCCAACCUUUAGGCGUCUCUGGGCCACACUGGAAGAAGAGUUGUCUUGGGCCACACAUUAAAUGCACAAACACUAAUGAAAACUGAUGAGCAAAGAAAAAGGUCCCUGCAUAAUUUACAAUUCUGUGUUGGGCCGCAUUCAUAGGCAUCCUGGGCUGCAGUUACGUGGCUUUACCUGGCAGCGUCCGUCGGGGAGCGCUGCCUUCCCCACCCCAGAUUCGGAGCGCAGCCACUGGGCUGCAGCCUUGGCCGGGUUAGGGUUGGGGUGUGGGCUGUGCUCGGACCCUAGUCCCUGGGCAGCCAUGCCCACCCCUGUACCUGCAUGCCAAAUGCAGGCAGCUUCCUUGGGAGGCCUCCUUUGGAGGCUUUGCCUGAAGCACUUGUGCAGAGAUCUCUUUCUGGAGGCCUAGCCUGAAGUGUUUUUCUCCCCCCUCUCAUUCUGUAAGUUGUCUUUUCCCUUUCUUGAUAGUAUCCUUUGAUGUACAAAGUUUUUAAUGAUUUUUUGAGAAAGAGAUUUGUUUAAUCAUAUUUUAUGUAUGCUUUGCCGCAAAAUAACAUUGCCAGAUAAGAAACCAGACAAAAUAUCAAAGACACAAAGAGCAGAAGAAUCUUGGAACUAAACGCUGCAAAGCUAUUCAGUGUCACACUGAGCAGGUGCUUGGGGCGAGCACCCGGGAGGCAGAGGGGAAGCACACUACAGUCACCGCACCGGGACUGAGUUGUAUCAGAAGUGCUGCUGGAUUAUUUGCGUAUUUGCUUUAAAACAUGAAUUGUUUAUACUGUCCCAAAGGGACAAAACAGAAUUUUUUGCUGAGUAAAUUACAUAGGUUCUUGCGUUUUUAUUUUUACUUAAAAUUUUUUAUUUUUUAGUUACAGUUGAAAAGUUUGCAAUUUUGGUAACAUCCAAUUUGUGCAGUUUUUUCUUCUGUUGCUUGGGCUUUUGGUGUCAUAUCUAAGAAUCCAUUGCUGAAGCCGAGGUCAUGGAUAUUUACCCCAAAGUUUUUCUAAGAAGUUUAUAGUUUUAACUCUAACGAAUCUCAUUGAUUUGUUUUGAGUUAAUUUUUGUGUAUGGUGUGAGGUGUGGGUUGAACUUCAUUCAUUUGCUUGUGGACGUUGAGUUGUCCCAGCACCAUUUGUUGAAGCUACUCUUUCCACGUUGCACGGUCUUGACACCCUUGUCGAAAGUCAGUUGACUGUGUGUGAGGCAACUUUAUGUCUGGUAUUUCAGUUCAGUUCCACUGGUCUGUGGGUCUGUCUUUGUGCCAGUACCACUGUUUUGGUUGAAGUUAUUUAGGGUAAGUUUUCAAAAUUGGGAAGUGUGAGUCCUCUAACAUUAUUUUUCUUUUUCAAGAUUUGGCUUUUGGGGGGGUCUUUUAAAUUCCAUGUAAAUUUUAGUAUCAGCCUUUCCAUUCCUGCAAAAAAGACUUGGGAUUUUGACAGGCAUUGCAUUAAGUAUGUUGAUUGUCCCGGGGUCUGUUACCAGCGCAUUAAGUUUUUCAGUCUAGGAACAUGGGACGCCAUUAAUUUAGGUUUUUUAUUUCUUUUGGCAAUGUACUAAAGUUUUUCGUGUACAGGUCUGUGCCUCUUUGCUUAAGUUUAUUCCUCAGUAGUUUGAUCUUUUUCAUGUUAUUAUAAAUGGAAUGUUUCCUGCCAUUGUUACUUCCUUUUCAAAUCGUGAAUUACUAGUGUAUAGAAAUGCAACUGAUUUUUUGUGUUGAGCUUUUUGCAGUGUUGCAGAAACGGUUUAUUAGCUCUAACAGUUAUUUUGUGGGUUCUAUAGGAUCUACAAUUUUACUUCUUUAUUUACAAUCCAUAUGCCUAUUUUGUAUGGGGGGAGGGUUAUUCCGUGUAGAACUUCCAAUACUAUGUUGAGCAGAAAGGAUGUGGGCAUCCUUGUCCGGCAUACAUUUCAAAUGUAUGCCAAAGUGCAGAGAGUUGUAAAACAAAUACCCAUUUUAGACUUUCCUCAUUGUACCUACAAAGAAUUUUGGAAAAAUUGUAUCAGAAAUUGGAAUUAGGUCACUUGAAUUCACCACUACCAUUCCAUUUGGACAAAAUUAGUCAUGGAAAUUAAUCAAAUGAUGGCGUUUUGGGGUUGGGUUUUUUUUUCAUUGAUUUAAACUUUUUUUCCACUUAUUUUGAUCUGUUGGCAGAGCUCUCAAUACGCGGCAUAGAAUCACAGAACUGGAAGCCACCUCCAGUCUUGAUCUCUGCUCCAGAAAGGGUUUGGAAAAAAGAAAUAGGAUCACUCUGAGACAAAAUAUUUGUUCUGUUGGAGGACAAAGGGAUAAUGAGUUUGUUUUGUUUUAAGAUUCAGGUCAGAUCACUGGGGUUUUUAGGCCCAGCAUAAAGGAGGGACUUUUGAGCAACUAAGAGACAUCAAAACAUGUAGUGAGUGGACUGCCUCUCACAGCCACGCCUGGUGAGAUGAUUUAUUGCAGAAUGGCAGGCAAAGGUGCUUAGGUGACCUCACGCUUACUAUUCUGUCUUUGUACAUAUAAGCCGUGGGCAGAAGGAACUCAAGAAUUCCUGUCAUUGUACUCCAGGAUAGACCAAAUAUACAAGAUGAAAAACACCUGAUACUUCCCUAGUCAGCAAUGACAGCUUGCUGCAGGAAACAGAAUCUGCAGGUGACUUACAAAUAAAGAGACCAAAUGCCACAGGGAUGAGAAGAGCAGAGGAACUCACCUUAUAACUGUGAGAGGAGAAGGCAGGAAGAAAAGACACAAAUCUUAAAGUCUAGUUACCAAUGGAGCAGUUCUCAUAUGUAGAAUAAUCAAGAACAGCAAUAGGGACGCGUUGCAUUUUUAAAUUUGAAGAAAACUUCUCUUUCAUUUUGGAUCUCUGGGGGUCCUCCGGAAAUCAUUUUAUGAGCAGUUGUGAAGAAUUGGCAGCAACGUAACACCAAAUUUUAAGCAAUCCAAGUAUAGAAAGCAGGACUACAGUAACACAAAGCCGAAAGUCAGGUUUUAGUCAGCUUCACACACACCAUACAUCCUCAGGACUCGAGGCCACUCAGAAUAUGGUGCAUUUACUUCUGCUGCCGCCACUGUUCCCCAGCCUGUUCGUUCCCUGAGUACUGAUUGCCUUUGUUUUCCUUUGUAACCCACAUGAGGCAUCCGUGGGGGCCGGGGUGGGCAGGGAGAGGUAGCUAGUGAUCUUCCCCAAUACCAUGGAGAUGGCUUGGAGUGAUCAUAGAAGCCAAGGAAGUAAUAACUCAUUUACGUAAUAAAAGUAACUGUCAUUUCUUGAAUACCUAAUGUGCCAGACGCUGUGCUAGAUGCUGGGUGUUCUUCAUGAACUUAUAUAGGUGACUUCCUAGUACAUUUAAAUAGGUUCCAAUGGGAUCUGGACUCUGUAGACACUUGAGAGCCCACAUAGGCUUCAGCUCAGGUAAAAUUAUGCAUAGGCAUGGCAUACAUUGGUCAUUACUCUCUGCUUCCACCUCCGCUUAGAGAUGCUCUGUCAACGUCCUAUCCCCUCUCUAGUGUGCUGCCGGCAGGAGGUGCAUUCUCUUAUAUCCUCCAGCCUACCUGUUCUUUAACUCCCAAGCUAAAUAAGACAAAAAAUGUGAUCUACACCCGCUCCCCAGGCCUUGCUUACCCCUCGGAUCAAAACGUGGUCACACCAGCCCAACUCCUGGGGGAGGUCCUUCAGAGGCCACACAGGGGACUGUGUUUAAGCCUCCAGCUUUGCCUGUUGGCAGCAGGUUUGCCAUGAGAACCCAUACUCCUGAAUUCAAGGAACUGCAUCACGAUCUUCGUGUUGACUGAGAACUAGUCUAAGUGCCUAUUAUCCUCCCGUGUUUUGUCUGUGCUAAGAAACCGUAACUCUUGGUAUUUUUCUCUCUCAAAUAUCAAAGAAUGUGUUUCACACCCCAGUGCCAUCCUGUUGUGUUAAGAUGUUUUCACUUACCUGGCAGGCUGGUGCAGUGACGGACGUUUCUUCCCUAGGGAAAGGUUAACCAUCGGCUGCCGCCAGCUGGAGGAGCUGGAGCGCGCCAUGCAGCAGUGCCACGCCUCUGUGUACCCAGAGGCCAGAAACAGGGGGUGGUGUGAAGACAUGCUCAGCAACGGGACCGGAGUCUGA